AUGUCUAUCAACAUUGGUAUCAACGGAUUCGGCCGUAUCGGUCGCCUUGUGAUGCGCGCCGCUGCCAACAAGCCCAAUAUCAACAUUGUUGCCGUCAACGAUCCUUUUAUUCCUGUUGAUUACAUGGAGUACAUGUACAAAUAUGACUCCACCCACGGAAGGGUCGACCACGAAGUCACCCACGAUAAGGAAGCAAACACUGUCUCCAUUGACGGAAAGCCCAUCAAGGUUUUCGGAGAAAUGGAUCCUGCAAAGAUUGAUUGGGGAUCUGCUGGAGCCGACUACGUCGUCGAAUCUACCGGUGUUUUCACUUCCACCGAGGGAGCCUCUGCCCACUUGAAAGGUGGAGCCAAGAAGGUCAUCAUCUCUGCUCCAUCAGGAGAUGCCCCCAUGUUUGUGAUGGGAGUUAACGCUGAGAAAUACGACCCAUCCAUGGAUGUUGUCUCCAAUGCUUCCUGUACCACCAACUGUUUGGCUCCUAUGGCCAAGGUCGUCAACGACGAGUUUGGACUCAAGGAAGGUUUGAUGACCACUGUCCAUGCUGUGACUGCCACUCAACAAACUGUUGAUGGGCCAUCCAUGAAAGACUGGCGUGGAGGACGCGCUGGAUGCUACAACAUCAUCCCCUCUUCGACUGGAGCCGCCAAGGCCGUCGGAAAGGUCAUUCCUGAAUUGAACGGAAAGUUGACUGGUAUGUCUUUCCGUGUCCCAACUAUCAACGUUUCUGUCGUCGACUUGACUUGCCGCUUGGAGAAGGGAGCCUCUUACGAGACCAUCUGCGCAGCCCUCAAGGAUGCAUCUGAAGGAAAGAUGAAGGGAAUCCUUGGAUACACUGACGAAGAUGUCGUCUCCACCGACUUCAUUUCCGAUUCCCACUCUUCCAUCUUUGAUGUUAAGGCCGGUAUUGCUCUUACCGACGACUUUGUCAAGCUUGUUUCGUGGUACGAUAACGAGGCUGGAUACUCUACCCGUGUCUUGGACCUCAUCGAACACAUGGAGUCCCAAGCCUAA
Messenger RNA from Cylindrotheca closterium, 1011 nucleotides. NCBI's taxonomy places the organism in Eukaryota, Bacillariophyta, Bacillariophyceae, Bacillariales, Bacillariaceae. The record is from the annotation of a GenBank genome assembly.